CAAGGGGCUCUCAGCACUGCUGCAGCAUCACUAACAACCUCAAUACAGGGAAAGAGAGGCGGAAGGGGGGGGGGGAGAAAAUCUGAAUGAAUGGGCAUCACAUCAGUGCUCGUCAUAGGGAGAACGGAGACUGCUGCAUAAGGGGGAAAGAGGAGGAUUCUUUCCAAAAGGGAAGAGGACAAAAAAAUAAAAAUAAAAAAGGAGAGAACUGCCACAGCCGUUAUCCUGGGCUCCAGCCAAAGCCUUCUGUGGACAAGUGCUACCUGGGCAAGGAAUAGCUCCUUUGUGAGCCACUGCUACUGCCCCCUCCACGGAGAGCCAGCUCGAGGACAGCAGCUGGCCCUGUUGUGGCAGCCAGUGCCUCGCGCGCCGCCCACCCCGGGGACCCCGCACGGUGACCAUGUGGACAUGCACAACCUGCAGGCUGUGAACGUGAGCGGGACCCUGGUGUGAGAUCUUCAUGCAGGACAUCUCUGGAACACAGAGGAGUCGGAAGAGUGCUGGACGCUGAGUCAGGUCUGUCCCUGAAGCCCAGCGAGACGUGAGAGGAUCAUCUCCAGAGGGAGAGGGACCAAAGGGAGAACUAGCAGGAAGGCUCCUCGGUGUCACCCGUGAAGUGAUGCUGUAGGAAACCCCGGGACCAUGAAGGGGUUAGGAGAUAACAGAAGCCGCCACCUCUCCGAUAACCUGGACUCCCCUCAGGACUCUCUUUAUGCAGCCCAAGACAGAAACCCUUACCUCCUCAGUCCCACUGACUCCUACCCCGUGGACCCCCGGUUUCCAGCCCAGAAUUCCCUCCAUAGUGACUGUCUGCUCCCACUCAACAACCAGAUUUCCAACAGCAGCACUUUCCCCCGGAUCCAUUACAACUCCCACUUCGAGGUCCCGGACGAGAACCCCUUCCCAAGCCAUGCCCAAGCCACUAAGAUCAACCGCCUCCCCGCAAACCUCUUAGACCAAUUUGAGAAGCAGCUGCCCAUCCACCGGGACGGCUUCAGCACCCUCCAGUUCCAGAGGAGCGACUCCAAGCACCGGAGCGAGAGCCCCGGGCGCAUCCGACACCUGGUGCACUCCGUCCAGAAGCUCUUUGCCAAGUCGCAGUCCCUGGAGGGCCCCACCAAGGGCAGCGUGAAUGGCAAGAAGGGCACGGAGGAACCGAAGCAGAACCGAAGGAGCAAGAGCAAAGACCGGGCAAAGACCACCGAGACCAAACGCAGGCCCAGGUCCAACAUAUCAGGCUGGUGGAGCUCGGAUGACAACUUAGACAGCGACACCUGCAGCUAUCGCAAUCCAAUGGGCCUCAUGACCCUGGGCAGGCAACCUGACCACAGCCAGCCUAGGUACUUCAUGCACGCGUAUAACACCAUCAGUGAGCACAUGCUGAAAUCCUCCAAGAGCAAUAAUGACCUCAAGGUCACCCCCUGCACCAAUAUCCCCAUCAGCAACGAGUCCAACUACAUCAAACGGGGCUCCUGGUCCACGCUCACCCUUAGCCAUGCCCGGGAAGUGUGCCAAAAGGCUUCUGCCACCAUCGACAAAGCCCUGCUGAAAUCCAAGUCCUGCCAGCAAGACUUAGCCUAUCAUUACUUGCAGGUGCCUCAGGGAGAGUGGAACAAUACGCUGUCUCGGGACAAAGACAAUGAGAUCCCGUGCCGGCGCAUGCGGAGCGGAAGCUACAUCAAAGCCAUGGGGGAUGACGACAGUGAAGAUUCAGAAACCAGCCCCAAACCUUCCCCGAAAACUGCGGCUCGGAGGCAGAGUUACCUCAAGGCCACCCAACAGUCCCUGAGUGAGCAGAGCACUGCACACAGGAGCCUGGACCGCCUGGACUCUGUCGAGAUCCUCUUACCUCCAAAGUUCCCAAGUUGGGAGGAAGAAUACAACCAGCUCACUGACAACAUCGAUGAGUCCAGCUGCAUCAGCCAGACAAGGGAGGCAGAGCUGAGCGACCAGUAUGAGACAGUCUGUGAAUCAGCCUACAGUGAAGCCGAAUCAGCUGCUGUCGAGGUGCUGGAUCUGCCUCUGCCCAGCUACUUCCGCUCCCGGAGCCACAGCUACCUCCGAGCCAUCCAGGCAGGCUGUUCCCAGGAAGAAGACAUGGCCUCCCUCCGAUCCCUCUCGCCGCCUCCCGCCAGCAGCAUCAGUGGCAGCAGGACGCUCCCCAGCAACAGCAGUUCAUCAUGCCUAGUGGCAUAUAAAAAGACACCUCCCCCCGUCCCACCUCGGACCACCUCAAAGCCGUUCAUCUCUGUCACCGUGCAGAGCAGCACUGAAUCAGCCCAGGACACCUACCUGGAUAGCCAGGACCACAAGAGCGACGUCAACAGCCAAUCGGGACUGAGUAAUUCUUCAGACAGCUUAGACAGUACCAGAACACCCAGUGUGACAAGAGGCAGCCUUGUGACUCCAGCCAGAGAUGCUCCAGAGUUACCCCAGAAAAAUGCAACCUUGAAAAGUGACAAAGGAACUCUGACAAGUGAAGAGCCUAAAGUGGAGAAUAUCCCCAAAAGGAAGCUGUCGUCUAUAGGAAUACAAGUUGACUGCCUUCAGCCAGUGGCAAAGGAGGAGCCCCCUACACCAACCACCAAAUUCCAGUCCAUCGGAGUACAGGUAGAGGACGAGUGGCGAAACAGCCACUCUCGCAGUAUGUCCUCCAAACAGGACGCCGAUUCCGAUGCACAGGAACCGAAUCACUCAAGCUGUAAAUCGUCUGAGAGAAGCCUUGCUGAUUGUCCCCCGCGCCACAACUCCGUCAGCGUUGAUGCCAGUACCAGGCAACCAGCCAAGCCCUCCCAGUUCAAGAGAAAUCUCUCCUAUGGAGAUAGUAGUGACCCAGCCCUAGAGCCUUCCUCUCUCCCUCCUCCAGACCCUUGGCUUGAGACGUCCUCCAACUCACCAUCAGAACCAACACAACCAGGAGCCUGCAGGCGGGAUGGGUACUGGUUUCUGAAACUGCUGCAGGCAGAAACAGAAAGGUUAGAAGGAUGGUGCCGUCAGAUGGACCAGGAGACCAAAGAGAACAAUCUCUCUGAAGAAGUCUUAGGGAAAGUCCUCAGCGCAGUGGGCAGCGCACAGUUACUAAUGUCACAAAAGUUCCAGCAGUUCCGGGGCCUCUGUGAGCAAAACUUGAACCCCAGUGCCAAUCCCAGACCCACAGCCCAGGACCUAGCUGGGUUUUGGGAUCUCUUGCAGUUGUCCAUUGAAGACAUCAGCAUGAAAUUUGAUGAGCUCUACCACCUAAAGGCUAACAGCUGGCAACUGGCAGAAACACCGGAGAAGAAGGAAGAGAAGAAACCACCCCCUCCAGUGCCAAAGAAGCCAGCCAAGCCCAAAACCCCACUGAACCGGGACAAAGCCUCUGACUCUGUGGAUAAGCAACGCCAGGAAGCUCGCAAGCGUCUCAUGGCAGCCAAGCGGGCUGCCUCUGUCCGGCAGAAUUCUGCCACGGAGAGCGCGGACAGCAUUGAAAUCUACGUCCCUGAGGCACAGACCCGCCUUUGAGCAAAGGGGAAGAGGAAGGAAACACAUGUUUUUCUAAAUCAUUAAAGAGGAAAAAAAAAUUCUCUCUGAACUUAGUGUGAUUUAUUCAGUCUAGAGACGCUGAGCCAACCUGGCAAAGGGCUCCCAAUUCGGCUUUUUUUCUCUCAGCUUUAAGUAAUGAAGAUUUUAAAAAAAUUCCACACACAACAACAACAAAAAUUCCCCCUCUUGUUUUCUCUCACUGGCUAUGGUGUUGCUGAACAGACUGAAAAGACUCCUGGAAGCCCCAGCCCCUCAGACUUGGAACUUCAAUCUUUUUACUUGUUCAAUCUAAUGAGAAUUAUUAGCUUGUUUACAAGAAGAGGACAACAAAAAAAAUGAAGCCUUGAGCACUUGCCAUGCUGUGUUCUUUCUCCUUCUCCUCAGCUCUGUUCUUCCUUAUCCUUAGGGUUUUUUUCUUCUACCUCUUAUUCUACCCUGUCCACCCCCUCUCUCCCACUUUUUGCAUGGCUUUGUUUACUGUGUUAGAAAUAACCUCUCUUCCACAGAGCUCCCGAAGAGAACAUCUGUUCAGCGUGUACUGUUGUUGCACUCUGCUAGCAAGCAGCCUUUCUUUCUUUUUCCUUUAGUGGGGGGGAGGGUAGAGGGGCAAAGUGCAGGGGCAGGGCAGCAGGGUUCACAUAUCGAUGUAUUUGGUUGAAACGGAAGGAGGAAAAGCUCUGUGGAAUGUAAUGCAGAGUCCUUAAUGCAGCCUGGAAGCAAAUGUGUGCAAUAAGAUGGUGAUGGAUGCAGCGCUUCGUUGGCUGAUUCCAAAAGAAAGAGGGCCCCACUCCAGGCACAGGAUGGGAGCUGGAAGGAUGAUGUGGUGGAACAGUGUGACCCCUGUACAUACACACACGCACAUACACAUGCACACACGCACACAUACACUUAUUUUGUCCCCUUCUACACAUUUUAUUUUCCUGAGAAUCACUUGUUACAAAAGCAGUUGCUACACAGUGGAGACCUGUUUGAAGGGGGAGGAAGAGGGUAAUGAUAGGGUAUUUCAGGGUGGAGGCCUGGGUUUUCUACAAAAAGAAGGGGGAGGGUGGCUAAUGGCAGGCUGGCAGCCGGCCUACCUGUAUGUAUGUGUACAUAUGCACAUAUACACUUACUAGGAUCUGUAUAUUUAAUGCAUACACACGUAUACAUACCCAUACACACGUGCAAGUGGUGUAUUAAAAGCACCUCAGUGAGAGUGGAUGUAUGUAUAGCAUAUAUUUUUACAUGUACUAUAUCUAGAUGUGUGUAAAAGUGUGUGUAAAAAUAUAUACCCUGUGUGUAAUCAGAUUAUUUUUCCUUGUAUCCCGUGCUUUUUUUGGUGGGGAGGGAGGGGUUGCUAAAUAUUUUGAUCCUUUUUAGCUCCUUCUUCCGCCUCACUCCUCCUUUUCAGUUUAGCUUUUUGGAGUCGGGACUGAAUGCCAGCAGCGCGUUCUUUUCCACCCUCCCCAAAACGAACACCUGCCCCCAAGUUAAGCAAUCAUGUUGUUUGAGUGGGGAGAUCUUGUCUGUUUCAUGUGGGGGAAAUCCCAAAGGAAUUUAAAUCAGGGUGUUGGUGAUCAAAAAGGAGAAAAAAAUAAAAUAAAAACCUAAAUCCUAUCUAAGUGAACACUGUAUACUGUGUUUAUGCAUAUAUAGUAUGACAGAUUUCUCCUCCUACCAUAUAAAUCUCGUAGCCUGCAAUGACCGUAAACAAAGUGGCUCAAAUCUAGCAUUGGCUUUUAACUUUAUGGGUAGAAGAUGUUGACUUGCUGGAUUUUUUUUAAAUAAGGCUUUUUAGAGUUUCUUAGCAUUCUAAAAUUAGGAACAUGUAGAAUGUGAGUUCAUCUUAAUCAUGUUUCCAAAGGUACCCAGACUGCUGGGGUACUCUCCCCAAAGCAGUUGAGCAGUUGUUUUCUGGGCUCAGUGUUAGGGGCUGUAGCCUGUUUUGCUGAGCUGAAAAACCUCUUUAAAUGGCGUGGGGACCAUUCACACUGCCUCAGUCAAUCAUACCUGGUCUAUUGCCCAAAGAGUUCCAAGCAUAUUCCCUGGGUUCUGGCCAGGCACAGUGAAGCAGGGCAUGUAUAAUGGGUUUAUGGUGGGUAAGAUAUAUUGUCAGUGUCUCAAGCCAUGGUAGAUAAUCAGAAGCAAGUGUAUGCCUCUCUGCCAGACUUUCGUUAGAUCAGUAUCUCCUUACUUUCCUGCAGGAAUAAGGUUUAAUAAAGCAAGGACAGCUGACUGAUAAAAUAAAACAAAAUUCAAAACUAACCUCAGUUUAUAGCUCUGAUAUUUUCCCCCCUUUAAAAAAAAAAAAAAAAGACCAUAUUCUUGGUUUUUGUUUUUUUAAUGGGCUUCUUAACCUCUAGGGCACAGUUGAGUUGUUUAAACGACAUGGACGUGACUUCUCUGUAAUAUCUGUGAACUGAUGCACUAGACUGUGGGUCUGUAGACGUACUGUAUGUGUGUGAUUGUGUACUAGCGUAUUUCAGUGUUCGCUUCAAGGGUUUGAAUGCAAUCUAAGUCUCCCAUUUCUCCAGCAUACCUCGUAACCCCCUGAGAGCCAGUCAACAGUUGGGGAGAUUUAAUUUGCACAUGCAAAUUAAUUUGUUUUUUUCCCCUAAUAGGGUGACAUGGUAGCAACAGACCUACCUCCUGAUCUAGAGCUAACAGCACGGUCAUUGACAUUGAAAUAGGCUUCUGACCAUGAAAGGGGAUGUUCUCACCACCUCGAUUAUUCUUGAAUCCAGGAAUUAAAUUUGGUUUUAGAUGUUAUGAAGAUACAAUCCAGCUGGCCUCCUAGGCUCAAGUCAUUUUGAUUAAUUCAAAGGGCAGCAAUACAUCAAACCUAAUAAAUAAACUCACUCCUUGUGCCUCCCACAGACCUGUGCUGAUCCCUGUCAUUUUGACUAUAAACGCUGGGAGGCGGGCAACUUUGUUUCAUCUUGGGAGUGGUUCUGGUCCAUUCAGUGCAGAAACAGUUCCGUUUCAGAUGUCCUUACUGCUUGACCACUCUCAUUUUCCCCAGUCAGCCCCCGAAUGGAAAGUAGGUACAACCUCUGUUCUCAAGGUAGUGGGAAAAGAGGAAAGACUGUUCUCAACCUCUAGUUUAAGAUCAGCCUAAUAAUAUAGCAAUAGUGUUAAUAAUUUGGGGGGUGGAGGGGAGGGAGAAGGAAUAAUGCUGAGUAUUUUUCCCUUUCACAGACGGAGCUCCUUGUUUUUAGUAGUCUAAGGAGAUUCUCGAAGGAAACAGCCACAACUGAAGUGAUUGGAAUUACAGGAAAUCUAUAGUGGUUAUGAAAAUCCUAAACCCAAAGCCUAUUUCUUGAAACUGUGCUUAAUAGAGGUUUCUAUAGCUCUAAUUAUCUAAUACUAUGUGGAUGUGAUUUUUUU
This is a messenger RNA of Chelonia mydas (Green sea turtle), 6888 nucleotides long. It is a transcript of the gene DLGAP4, whose product is annotated as DLG associated protein 4. Lineage: Eukaryota; Metazoa; Chordata; Testudines; Cheloniidae. Bases 643 to 3501 code for a protein of 952 amino acids. Gene Ontology annotation, cellular component: glutamatergic synapse; postsynaptic specialization. Gene Ontology annotation, molecular function: molecular adaptor activity. The transcript has 13 exons. Gene Ontology annotation, biological process: signaling. The record is from RefSeq and is a predicted model, not a curated record.